AUGGCUGUUAAGAUUGUCAUUAGGAUGCCCAACAGUACGCACACCAAACCGGAGUACUUGUCAAUCAUACUGGACACAGGAGAGGGGCCAAUAGAUGAGCAGCGAGAGGUUUGCAUUAUGACCCCCAACCAAUGGGAGUUCCCCCGGGAGCGCCUGAAAUUAGGAAAGCUUCUAGGCCGUGGAGCCUUUGGUAAAGUCAUGGAGGCGUCUGCCUUUGGUAUAGACAGUGGUAGCAGCUGCAGGAGUGCUGUGAAGAUGCUCAAAGAGGGAGCUACAGCCAGCGAACACAAGGCAUUGAUGACUGAAUUAAAGAUCCUCAACCACAUUGGAAAUCACCUUAAUGUAGUCAACCUUCUGGGAGCCUGCAAACCAGGAGGACCGCUGAUGGUCAUUGUCGAGUAUUGUCGUUUUGGAAAUCUUUCAACCUUCUUGAAGAACAAGAGAGAGGUGUUUGUACAAGAUCGGCUGGCUGGAGUAAAAGGUGGGGGGUCAUUUUGUGACGACAGUGUCCCCGACAACCAGAGCAGCUUUCACACAGAGUUUGAUGAGAGAGAUGAGAUGGGCAAUGACCUUGAUCCCCAAACUGCUCCAAAUUCCACUCUUUACCUGGAAGAUCUCAUUUCUUUCAGCUUUCAGGUGGCACGAGGAAUGGAGUUUCUGGCCUCUCGCAAGUGUAUUCACAGAGACCUGGCAGCAAGGAACAUUUUACUGUCAGACAAUAAAGUGGUGAAGAUCUGUGACUUCGGUCUGGCCAGAGACAUCUACAAAGACCCCGAUUACGUCCGGAAGGGAGAUGCCCGACUCCCUCUCAAGUGGAUGUCUCCUGAGUCCAUCUUUGACAAGGUGUUCACCACCCAGAGUGAUGUGUGGUCCUACGGCAUACUGCUGUGGGAGAUCUUCUUUGGGCGCUUCCCCGUACCCUGGUCUUCAAAUAGAUGAGGAGUUCUGCCACAGGCUGAAAGGGGGAACAAGGAUGCGAGCACCAGAAUACAGCACGCCUGAGAUUUACAGCACAAUGCUAGCAUGUUGGGAGGCCAAUCCCUCCGACCGACCCACCUUCACUAACUUGGUGCAGACAAUGGGAGAGCUGCUACAAGCGAGAGUGGAACAGGACGGGAAGGAUUAUAUUCCUCUGGGAUCUUUUAUGACUGGAGAAACUGGUCGCUUGGAGGCCUUCAAAGAAAAACCACUCGCAGUAACAAACCUGAGGUAAAAAAAAAAAAAA
Archocentrus centrarchus (flier cichlid) is the source of this 1225-nucleotide messenger RNA. Its product is annotated as vascular endothelial growth factor receptor 2-like. Gene Ontology annotation, cellular component: signaling receptor complex; plasma membrane. Lineage: Eukaryota; Metazoa; Chordata; Actinopteri; Cichliformes; Cichlidae. Gene Ontology annotation, biological process: multicellular organism development; cell surface receptor protein tyrosine kinase signaling pathway; protein phosphorylation. Gene Ontology annotation, molecular function: transmembrane receptor protein tyrosine kinase activity; growth factor binding; ATP binding. The record is from RefSeq and is a predicted model, not a curated record.